UGCUAUUGACCGUUUUCCAGCUCUAUUGCUAAAUCUCAAGCGCUGAAUUUUUCGCAAAAAAUAGUAAUUACGUAUAUUCCGUAUCACAGAGCAUCACAAUGUCCGAUAACGAUGACGACUUUAUGUGCGACGACGAUGAGGAUUAUGGUUUGGAGUACUCUGAGGACAGCAACUCGGAGCCCGAUGUGGACCUGGAGAACCAGUACUACAACAGCAAGGCCCUGAAGGAGGAGGAACCGAAGGCGGCACUGGCCAGUUUCCAGAAGGUCCUUGACUUGGAGAACGGCGAGAAGGGCGAGUGGGGCUUCAAGGCGCUGAAGCAGAUGAUCAAGAUCAACUUUAGGCUGAACAACUACGAUGAGAUGAUGGUGCGCUACAAGCAGCUGCUCACCUACAUCAAGAGCGCUGUGACCCGAAACCACUCGGAGAAGAGCAUCAACUCCAUACUGGAUUACAUAUCCACGUCGAAGAAUAUGGCUCUUCUCCAGAACUUUUACGAGACCACCUUGGACGCCUUACGGGAUGCCAAAAACGACCGUCUGUGGUUCAAGACCAACACUAAGCUGGGCAAGCUAUACUUCGACCGCAGUGACUUCACCAAGCUCCAGAAGAUACUCAAGCAGCUGCACCAGAGCUGCCAGACGGAUGACGGCGAAGACGAUCUCAAGAAGGGCACACAGCUGCUGGAGAUUUACGCCCUGGAGAUCCAGAUGUACACAGUGCAGAAGAACAACAAGAAGCUAAAGGCUCUCUACGAACAGUCUCUGCACAUCAAGUCGGCCAUUCCACAUCCCCUGAUCAUGGGCGUGAUCCGGGAGUGCGGGGGUAAAAUGCAUUUGCGGGAGGGCGAGUUCGAAAAAGCACACACGGAUUUCUUCGAAGCUUUCAAAAACUACGAUGAAAGCGGUUCACCCAGGAGAACCACUUGCUUGAAGUACUUGGUUCUGGCUAAUAUGUUAAUGAAGUCCGGCAUCAAUCCCUUCGACUCACAAGAAGCCAAGCCAUAUAAGAACGAUCCUGAAAUCCUGGCGAUGACCAAUCUGGUGAACUCCUACCAAAACAAUGACAUUAAUGAGUUCGAAACGAUUUUACGCCAGCACCGCAGCAACAUAAUGGCUGACCAGUUCAUUCGGGAGCACAUCGAGGAUCUUUUGCGCAACAUUCGCACCCAAGUGCUUAUCAAGCUGAUCAGGCCAUACAAAAACAUAGCUAUACCUUUCAUUGCGAAUGCCUUGAAUAUCGAACCGACUGAAGUGGAGAGUCUACUGGUGUCCUGCAUCUUAGACGACACCAUUAAGGGACGCAUUGAUCAGGUGAAUCAGGUACUCCAGCUGGACAAGAUCAACAGCAGUGCUUCGCGUUAUAAUGCCCUGGAGAAAUGGUCCAACCAAAUCCAAUCGCUGCAGUUUGCCGUGGUUCAGAAAAUGGCCUAAUUGGCCUUCAAUUCAUUAAAAUUCUAGAAUUUAUAUUUAA
This is a messenger RNA of Drosophila bipectinata, 1473 nucleotides long. It is a transcript of the gene alien, whose product is annotated as COP9 signalosome complex subunit 2 alien. Gene Ontology annotation, cellular component: COP9 signalosome. Lineage: Eukaryota; Metazoa; Arthropoda; Insecta; Diptera; Drosophilidae. Gene Ontology annotation, biological process: protein deneddylation. The record is from RefSeq and is a predicted model, not a curated record.